AUGGUAUGGUGGGGGACUACCUGCGUUAUAGGAGUAUACCUCCCUCCCUCGCUGAGCCUGGCCCAGUUUGAGGCCAAGCUCGGCGAGGUAGAGGAGGCGGUGAGGAGCGGCCUCCCCGGGCCGGUCCUCGUGAUGAGCGACUUCAACUCCAAAUCUCGGAGUUGGGGUUGCCCGUCCGAGGAUCGGCGCGGGGAGGCGCUACGAGACUGGGCAGGGUCACUUGAAUUGACCCUGCUCAAUAUUGGGUCUGUUGCCACAUGCGUGAGGCCACAGGGGGAGUCCAUUGUCGAUUUGACAUGGGCCUCCCCUGCGGCUUUGCGCAUGAUGAGAGGGUGGAGGGUGGCCGCUGAGCUCGAGACCCUUUCUGACCACAGGUAUAUUGAGCUCAGCUUGGUCGUCCAACGUCCACCAACUGGGCCGGACAUGCGAGAGGAGCGCAGGUGGUCUCUCACCAAACUAAACCUGGAUCUUCUGAUGGCCUCGAUGCAGGCCUUGCUAUGGGUCUGGGGGAGGACCUCCUGGCGUGGGAAGGAAAGAGUGUGGAGGAGUUGGCGUCGAGGCUUCGCAGUGCUCUCUGGGGAGCCUGCGACGCCUCGAUGCCAAGGGCCAGGAGGAUGUGGGAGGAGGUCGGCGUACUGGUGGACAGAGGAGAUUGCGCAACUCCGCGAUGCCUCGGUCCGGGCCAGGCGCCGACUUCAAAGGUGUCUGAGAAGGAGGGACCGUAGUGAGGCGUGUAUUGAGCGGGCGCAGGAGGAGUGUCGGGAUGCCCGGCACUCCCUUGGCGCUGCCAUCGGGAGGUCUAAGAGGGCUUGGGAGGAACUACUCGCCUCCCUGAACGAGGACCCGUGGGAGCGCCCGUACAGGAUGGUGCUCAGGAAAUUGAGGCCGUGGGUGCCUCCGACCAUGGAGACCCUGCCCCCCGACUUCCUCGGGGAGGUGGUUGAGACUCUCUUCCCCGGGAGAGCCGCGAGUGCAGUGCCUUUCUCCAUCUCGAGCCGUAUGCCCGAGUGA
Messenger RNA from Camponotus floridanus (Florida carpenter ant), 1011 nucleotides. RefSeq lists its product as uncharacterized. Gene Ontology annotation, molecular function: catalytic activity. NCBI's taxonomy places the organism in Eukaryota, Metazoa, Arthropoda, Insecta, Hymenoptera, Formicidae. The transcript has a single exon. The record is from RefSeq and is a predicted model, not a curated record. Bases 1 to 1011 code for a protein of 336 amino acids.